UUACAACAACUUUGAGCUGGUGGUUGGGGGAAGUUUGUGAUAUUACCAAAUAACACCCAGUUUAAAGCCCUGCUUCAACAGCACUGCAUGCAACACACGGUAUUGGCUGCAUUAACUAUGCAGCAUAAAACAAUGUAAAAGACCAUCCAGAGGAUUUGUUUUCCUUAAGGAUUUGGCAACAAUUCGUUCUCAUUUUUAAUCCUGGGAAAAAGUUGCUUUUCCUGGAUCUAUUUUUCGUUUGCUUUUUUAAUUUCGGUGGAGUUCCUCGUUUGCUCCUCCACUGCGUUUCCAUGAAAUCGUGCGGAGUGUCGCUCGCCGCUGCCGCCUGCGCCGCUGCUCGAAGUCUCGGCGCUGCUGGUGAUGAGGAAAAGAAAAUGGCGGCGGGAAAAGCGAGUGAAACCGAAGAGGACUUUCCGAGGCUGACAGCACAGGAGAGGGACAGCUUGGCCGAAAUAGACAGCCGACUGUUUGGAUUUCAGAGGCUUCAUGAAGAUGGCGCCAGAACGAAGGCCUUGCUGUUAAAGGCUGUGCGCUGCUACGACUCUCUAAUCUUGAAAGCUGAAGGAAAAGUUGAGGCAGAGUUGUUUUGCCAGCUAGGUCACUUCAACCUCCUACUGGAGGACUACCCAAAAGCAUUAUCUGCAUACCAGAGGUACUACAGUUUACAGUCUGACUACUGGAAGAAUGCUGCCUUUUUAUAUGGUCUUGGUAUGGUUUACUUCCAUUACAAUGCAUUUCAAUGGGCGAUAAAAGCAUUUCAGGAGGUGCUUUACAUCGAUCCCAGCUUUUCUCGCGCCAAGGAAAUCCACCUGCGACUUGGGCUCAUGUUUAAAGUGAACACAGACUACGAGUCAAGCCUAAAGCAUUUUCAGCUGGCUUUGAUUGACUCGACCCCCUGCACUUUGUCCAAAGCUGAAAUUCAAUUUCACAUCGCUCAUUUGUAUGAAAUUCAGAAGAAAUACCGCACUGCAAAAGAAGCCUAUGAAACACUUUUACAGACAGAAAAUCUUCCUGCACAGGUGAAGGCAACCACUCUGCAGCAGUUAGGCUGGAUGCAUCACACAGUGGAUCAGCUGGGAGAUAAAGCCAAUAAGGACAGCUAUGCUAUUCAGUGUCUGCAGAAAUCACUAGAAGCAGACCCCAACUCUGGACAGUCCUGGUACUUCCUUGGCAGGUGCUACUCAAGCAUUGGAAAGGUCCAGGAUGCCUUCAUUUCCUAUAGGCAGUCCAUUGAUAAGUCGGAAGCCAGUGCGGACACAUGGUGUUCAAUAGGAGUGCUGUACCAGCAGCAGAACCAGCCCAUGGACGCCCUGCAGGCCUACAUCUGCGCCGUGCAGCUGGACCACGGUCACGCGGCGGCCUGGAUGGACCUGGGCACGCUCUACGAGUCCUGCAACCAGCCGCAGGACGCCAUCAAAUGCUACAUCAACGCCACCCGGAGCAAGUCGUGCAGCAACGCCGCCGCGCUCAUGGCCCGGAUCAAAUGCCUACAGGCUCAGUUCUGUAACCUACAGCAAAGUAGUCUACCGAGUAAAAGUAGAAUGCUUCCUAGUAUUGAGGAUGCGUGGAGCUUACCAAUCCCAGCAGAGCUUACCUCCAGGCAGGGCGCCCUGAACACAGCCCAGCAGGCCUGCAAACCUCAUCAGAGUCAGGAAGGAGGCCUGGGCCACCCGCACAUACCCCCGCAGUCACUGGCUCUGCAUAUGGGGCCUUCAGGCCAGGGCGACGACCAAUCGAGUCCUGCCAAGAGGAAGAGAACGUCGAGCCCAGCUAAGAACUCUGCGGAUUCCUGGGCUAACAGUUCCACACCACAGCAAGUCCCUCACUGGUACUUAACGCCACAAAAGCUGCAGCUCCUGGACCAGCUGCGGGCGAGCAGGGCAAACCUGAAGCCGCUGCAGCUGCAGAUGCUGGAGCAGCUGGAAGGCCAGUUCACUCUCAUGCAGCAGCACCAGCAGCAGAUGAGACAAAACGCAGCUGGACAGAUGCGCCCCAGCGCUCCCAACGGGCCCUCGGCCGACUCUACACUGCCUACGAACUCCGCUCAGCACCCCCACGUCGCUCUGUCCCGGACGCCCUCUGCCCCCCAGCCCCCGACCCAGUCCCCCUGCACCGGUCAGCCAAUAGCCAACGGACCUUUCCCAGGCAGCUCCGCCCCCUGCAGCACAGCUGGAAUGCUGGGUACCACAGACACUAUUUCUGUAGGCAAUAAUCACACGACAGGAAUGGGAAGCAACGGAAACGUGCCUUACCUGCAGCAAAACGCACUACCUCACAACUGCACAACCCCAACCAGCAGCAGCAGCAGCACAGAGGAGCCGCGCAAAACCCAACACAUUACCUCCACUCAGGGGCUUCAAAAAGGUCCAGGUUCGCAUUUGGCAGGUCCCAAUGGUGAACCACCUUUCUCUUCCACUGGGGCUUCCCAGCCUUUCCAGGCAGCUGGAACUGGUGUUCAGAAUCAGGUCGGACAUUCCACCAUGCCUAGCAAUUCGUUACUGCAGGGGGCCGCCCCCAAUCACCUGCCCUCUCCUCCUCACACUGCUACCUCAGGUGGACAACAAGGCAUUACCUUAACCAAAGAGAGCAAGCCUUCAGGAAACAGCGCGUCGUCAGGGCCUGACAGCUGCAGGCAUUCCGGAGGGGCGCCCGACAGCACUGCCACUGUAGAGGGACUCCCUAAUCAUGUCCAUCAGGUGAUGGCAGAUGCUGUUCUGAGGCCUAGCCAUGCGGACUCCAGGUCACCAGGUGUACUUAGUUCAGACAAUCCUCAGCUCUCUGCCUUGUUGAUCGGAAAAGCCAAUAGCGACGGGGCUCCCGGGGCCUGCGAGAAGGUCAACAACGUUCACCCGGCCGUUCAGGGCUCCCGGACCCAGGCGAACUCGGUGGCGUCCUCCCCCUCGUCAGUCAUGUCCACAGCCACCCCGUCGCCCAGGUCCCUGGAGCAGGCCACCACCAACAGCGUCAACAGCCUUAACAGCCCCUGCACUGGGUCUGGGCCUACGCUGAAUGGCAAAGGCCUGGAGGACUCUCAGAGCCCCAUGAAAGUGGACCCCCCUGCAAUCAGCCACAAAGCCGCCCUCCCCCUCGCCCCCUGGUCCUCCGUCUCCAUCUACCCCAGCUCUGCCGACGUGCUCAAAGCCUGCAGAAACCUGGGCAAGAAUGGUUUGUCAAACAGCAGCAUCUUGUUGGACAAGUGUCCGCCUCCACGAAUGCCUCCUCCACCCUUUCCCCCGCUGCCAAAGGACAAACUGAACCCACCAACCCCCAGUAUCUAUCUGGAGAACAAGAGGGACGCCUUCUUCCCCCCGCUGCAUCAGUUCUGCACAAACCCGGCGAACCCCGUCACGGUGAUCCGGGGCCUGGCGGGGGCUCUCAAGCUGGACCUGGGGCUGUUCUCCACUAAGACGCUGGUGGAGGCCAACCCCGACCACCUGGUGGAGGUGCGCACCCAGCUGUUCCAGCCCACCGACGAGAACUGGGACCUGACGGGGAGCCGGAAGAUGUGGCGCUGCGAGAGCAGCCGGUCCCACACCACCAUCGCCAAGUACGCCCAGUACCAGGCCUCGUCAUUCCAGGAGUCGCUGCGGGAGGAGAACGAGAAGAAGGGACAGAAGGAGCUCUCGGACACAGAGUCGCCGUCCUCAGAGAAUGCGGGCCAACGAAGAAAGGGUCCCUUCAAACACGUCAAGUUUGGGACAAACGUAGACCUGUCAGACGAGAGGAAGUGGAAGCUGCAGCUGCAAGAGUUGAGUAAGCUCCCAGCGUUUGCACGCGUCGUGUCCGCAGGGAAUCUGCUCAGUCACAUGGGCCACUCCAUCCUGGGGAUGAACACCGUCCAGCUCUACAUGAAGGUUCCUGGCAGCCGCACGCCAGGUCACCAAGAAAACAACGACUUCUGUUCUGUGAAUAUCAACAUCGGACCAGGGGACUGCGAGUGGUUUGCUGUACCGGAGCCCUACUGGGGAGUCAUGAACGAUUUCUGUGAAAAGAACAACAUAAACUUCCUGAUGGGCUCGUGGUGGCCGAACCUGGAGGACCUGUAUGAGGCCAAUGUCCCUGUGUACCGGUUCAUCCAGCGGCCGGGGGACCUGGUGUGGACCAACGCUGGCACGGUGCACUGGGUUCAGGCCAUAGGCUGGUGCAAUAACAUCGCCUGGAACGUCGGGCCGCUAACAGCGUACCAGUACAAACUCGCAGUGGAGCGCUACGAGUGGAACAAACUCCAGAGUGUCAAGUCCAUCGUUCCCAUGAUUCACCUCUCCUGGAACAUGGCCAGGAACAUCAAGGUCUCCGACCACAGGCUCUUUGAGAUGAUCAAGUACUGCUUGCUGAGAACGCUGAAGCAGUGUCAGAUGCUGAAGGAGGCUCUGAAGACCGUGGGAAAGGAGGUGAUCUGGCACGGGAGGUCGAAGGACGAGCCCGCCCACUACUGCAGCGUCUGCGAGGUGGAGGUCUUCAACCUGCUCUUCGUAACGAGCGAGAGCAACUCCCGGAAGACGUACGUGGUGCACUGCCAGGACUGCGCUCGCAAGGCCAGUGCCAACCUGGAGAACUUUGUGGUGCUGGAGCAGUACAAAAUGGAGGACUUGAUGCACGUCUAUGACCAGUUCACAUUAGCUCCUCCUUUGCCCUCAUCCUCAUCUUGACGUUUGCAUGUGUUCUGUGGACAGCAUACACAGUGCACACGGACUAAAUGAACCAUUUCUGAUAUUCAGGAAGUAACCCAGUUGUGCCGUGCUGGUUUCUGUAGCUAUCCCACAAGGCUGCUGGCUACAAGCUGUGUGUCUAUGCAACCUGCCAAGUGUGGAGUGGUCAACCCUAUUGGACUGGAGUAGGUACUGCCCCUCCUCUGGGACUGUUUAAAAGCUGGUUCAGCUCUGCUUAUAUUGGAAAAAUGGAAAAAAUAUGGAAAAUGUUUUGUAUAUAUAAUGUCAACUGGCAACAUCACACAAAGACUACUGACAACUUUCUCUGUUCGUAUUCUGUUUAUGGGCUGAUAAACCUUUUUUUUUUUUUUCUUCCCCCCCUCUUCAAAAAAUUUCCCUCCCCAAAAAUGAGUACUAGCUUAGCUGGUCUUUUGUAUCGUAGAUAGACAUUGGAAGUCUCUUUUGGCAACAAAAUCCAAAAAAAUGUGAAAACUUAGGUGAUAUAAUUUUUUUACGGCUUUUAUG
Molecule: messenger RNA, 5174 nt
Organism: Megalops cyprinoides (Indo-Pacific tarpon)
Lineage: Eukaryota; Metazoa; Chordata; Actinopteri; Elopiformes; Megalopidae
Product: lysine-specific demethylase 6A-like
Exons: 30
Coding region: 291-4649 (1452 amino acids)
Biological process (GO): heart development; regulation of gene expression
Cellular component (GO): MLL3/4 complex
Molecular function (GO): histone H3K27me2/H3K27me3 demethylase activity; chromatin DNA binding; RNA polymerase II cis-regulatory region sequence-specific DNA binding
Source: RefSeq, a predicted model, not a curated record